Caenorhabditis auriculariae is the source of this 516-nucleotide messenger RNA. The record is from the annotation of a GenBank genome assembly. NCBI's taxonomy places the organism in Eukaryota, Metazoa, Nematoda, Chromadorea, Rhabditida, Rhabditidae.
AUGGGUUUGGCCGUGGCGUGGUGGCGUGCGGCUCUGUUCAGAAACGACUCGCUCCAUUGGCUCGUGGUACCCUUUUCACUCUGCCUCUUGUUCACAAGUACAGCCGGUCUCGUGAAAAAUGUUUGCAAAAAAGUUGGUAAGUCGAGUAUUUUUCAGAUUAUCAAAAAUUAAUUUCUUCUUCUUUUUCUUCUUCUUCUUCGUUAACUCACCUUUCCAGGAGUAGAAGAGCUCAUCGACGAGCAAGGCUGCGAUCUGAUGAUUGUAAGGAUCAACCGGUGCAGCGGUCACUGUCUCUCGUUCACUUUUCCCAAUCCGGCCACCAAAAAGACGUCGGUUCACGCCAAGUGCUGUCGGAUGGUCGAGUGGGAAAUGGUAAAAGUUUUUUUUCAAAUUUCCGUUUUAAAUUACAAGGCUUUCUUUCAGUUGGAAGCCGAACUCAAAUGCUCUGGAGACAAUCGAGAGCUGCGAAUUCCUAGCGCUUUGCAGUGUGAAUGUUUCGACUGUGCUGUACAGUAG